Messenger RNA from Octodon degus (degu), 2436 nucleotides. RefSeq names its product melanotransferrin (gene Meltf). The transcript is spliced from 19 exons. Gene Ontology annotation, biological process: iron ion transport. Gene Ontology annotation, cellular component: plasma membrane; recycling endosome; early endosome. The record is from RefSeq and is a predicted model, not a curated record. The coding region runs from base 1 to 2436 and encodes 811 amino acids. Lineage: Eukaryota; Metazoa; Chordata; Mammalia; Rodentia; Octodontidae.
AUGGAGAGCAGCUCCACCGCAGGCAUGAGUCGCCUCCCCUUCCAUGCAGAGGCAGUGGCCUACGCCAGCGUGGCCCCCGCCGGCAAUGAACGCCAGACCCUGUGCGCAGCAGGGAUCCUGCAGGACAGACGGAGGGACCAGACCCAGCGCGUGGGCCUGCGGAUGGAGCCCAGCAGAGGGCGCCGGGGAGCAGUGGAGGUGGCCCCGGCAGGAUUAACCAUGCGGGUCCCCCUCGAGGCUCUGUGGCUGCUCCUGUGCUUGUGCGCUGUGCUCGAUGGGCAGCAGGUGACGGAGGUGCGCUGGUGCACCAUCUCCAGUGCGGAGCAGGAGAAGUGCGAGAACAUGAGCAAGGCCUUCCAGGAAGCCGGCAUCCAGCCCUUCGUCGCCUGCAUCCAGGCCACCUCGGGCCCCCACUGCAUGCAGCUCAUCUCGGCCCAGCAGGCUGAUGCCGUCACCCUGGAUGGAGAAGCCAUUUACGAGGCGGGCAGGGAGCACGGCCUGAAGCCUGUGAUGGGCGAGCUGUACGAUGGCGAGGUUGGGACCUCCUAUUAUGCUGUGGCUGUGGUCCGGAAGAACUCAUCUUUAACCAUCAACACCCUGAAAGGCAUGAAGUCCUGCCACACGGGCCUGCAGCAGACGGCAGGCUGGAAUGUGCCUGUGGGCUUCCUGGUAGAGACCGGCCGCCUCUCGGUGAUGGGCUGCGACGUGCUCACAGCUGUCAGCGAGUUUUUUGGGGGCAGCUGUGUCCCUGGAGCAGGAGAGACCAACCACUCGCUGUCCCUCUGCCAUGCCUGCAGGGGUGAUGGCUCUGGGAAGAGGGUGUGUGACCACAGCCCCCUGGAGAGAUACUACGGCUACAGCGGAGCCUUCCGGUGCCUGGCGGAAGGGGCUGGGGACGUGGCCUUCGUGAGACACAGCACCGUGCUGGAGAACACAGAUGGGAAAACCCUGCCCUCCUGGGACAAGGCUCUGCUGUCACAGGACUUUGAGCUGCUGUGCAGGAAUGGCAGCCGAGCCAGCGUCACUGAGUGGCGGCGAUGCCACCUGGCCCGGGUCCCCGCGCAUGCUGUGGUGGUCAGAGCUGACAUGGACGAAAAACUCAUCUUCCAACUACUUGGUGAGGGCCAGCUGCUGUUCAACCACGAGGGCAGCACCUUCCAGAUGUUCAGCUCAGAGGCCUACGGCCAGAGGGACCUGCUGUUCAGGGACACCACUGUGGAGCUGGUACCCAUUGGUACACAGACCUAUGAGGCAUGGCUGGGCCGAGACUACCUGCAAGCCAUGAAGGGCCUGUUCUGUGACCCCAACCAGCUACCCCACUUCCUGCGCUGGUGUGUGCUGUCCACGCCAGAGUUCCGAAAGUGUGGCGACAUGGCGCUGGCCUUCAAUCGACAGAAGCUCAAGCCAGAGAUCCAGUGCGUGUGGGCCGACGCCCCGCUGCAGUGCAUGAAGCAGAUCCAGGCUGGGCACAUCGAUGCCGUGACUCUGGGGGGUGAAGACAUUUACAGAGCAGGGAAGACAUUUGGGCUGGUCCCAGCAGCCGGGGAGUCCUACGCUGAGAACAGUAGCAUCGUGUACUAUGCGGUGGCCCUGGUGAGGCGGGACAGCUCCUCCGCCUUCAAUCUGAAUGAGCUGCGUGGCAAGCACUCCUGCCACCCCAGUGUGGACAGCCUUGCUGGCUGGACCGUGCCCGUGGGUGCCCUCAUCCACAGGGGCUCCAUCCGGCCCCCAGACUGCAACGUGAUCAGAGGGGUGAGCGAGUUCUUCAAUGGCAGCUGUGUGCCUGGGAGUGAGGCCAGGAAAUAUCCGUCCUCACUGUGUGCAGCCUGUGUGGGGGAUGAAAAGGGCCGAAACAAGUGUGUGGCCAACAGCCAGGAGAGGUACUUCAGCGACAGCGGAGCCUUCAGGUGCCUGGUGGAAAGGGCAGGGGAAGUCGCCUUUGUGAAGCACACGACUGUCUUUGACAACACAAACGGCUACAGUACGGAGCCCUGGGCAGCCGAGCUCAGGCAGCAGGACUACCAGCUGCUGUGCGCCAAUGGGGCGCGCGCGGAGGUUCACCAGUUCCAAGCCUGCAGCCUGGCCAGGAUCCCAGCCCACGCUGUCAUGGUGCGGCCGGACACCAACCCCUUUGCUGUGUACGGGCUCCUAGACAAGGCGCAGGAGCUGUAUGGAGAUGACCACAAUAAGAACGGGUUCCAGAUGUUUGACUCCUCCAGAUAUGGUGGCCAAGACCUGCUUUUCCAGGACGUUACGGUCCAGCUGGUGCCUGUGGCAGAGAAGAGCUCGUACCUCGCGUGGCUGGGGCCUGACUACGUGAGAGCGAUGGAGGGGAUCCUGACCCCACCAUGCUCGGGGCCAGGCACUGUCCCCCGGGUCUCCUGGCUGCUCCUGCUGCCCCUCACUGCUGGCCUCGUCCUCCUGAGCAUCCUCUGA